Olea europaea var. sylvestris is the source of this 882-nucleotide messenger RNA. Its product is annotated as NAC transcription factor 29-like. Gene Ontology annotation, biological process: regulation of DNA-templated transcription. The transcript is spliced from 3 exons. The coding region runs from base 49 to 882 and encodes 277 amino acids. Lineage: Eukaryota; Viridiplantae; Streptophyta; Magnoliopsida; Lamiales; Oleaceae. Gene Ontology annotation, molecular function: DNA binding. The record is from RefSeq and is a predicted model, not a curated record.
AGUGCCAUCAGGAGACAAAAAAUAAAGAAAGAAAGAAGGAAGAUUUCCAUGGAAGAAAAGUCCAUCUCCGAUUCCCAUUUUCCUCCAGGAAUCAGAUUUCAUCCAUCUGAGGAAGAACUGAUUAUUUAUUACUUGCAGAAGAAAGUAAAGUCUCUUCCACUUCCAGCAAACCUGAUGGCUGAUAUAGAGCUUUAUAAGUAUAACCCUUGGGAGCUAACCAGGAAGGCUGUGUUUGGAGAAGAUGAAUGGUACUUUUUCACCCCAAGGGAUAGGAAGUACCCAAAUGAGGGAAGACCCAAUAGAACAGCGGCUUCAGGUUACUGGAAGGCCACUGGCACUGAUAAGUCAAUUGUCGGUUCUUCCGGAUCAGGCAGGAUAGGGGUUAAAAAAGGCAUUGUCUUCUAUAAAGGUAAACCACCAAAAGGGGUCAAGACAGAUUGGAUCAUGACCGAGUACAGACUGCCUGGCACGACAUAUAGACCGUUAAGGUCUAAAGGGUCCAUGAGGCUGGAUGACUGUGUAUUAUGCCGCGUUCGACAGAAAGGCAACAAGUCAAAGAAUGAACAGGAGGUCCAACAGAAUCCUAGUGAACUUCUGGAGUACCUUCCUAGGAUUGAGAAGCUCCCUUCAGUCUAUAUAGAUGAUGGCAGAGACAUGAUUGCAGAUUACUUUUUAUCAAAUGGCUCUCACCUAAUAGCUUCCUUAUUCAACGAACAUGACCCAACAAGUGAAACUAUUCCUACAGCAACCUUUCAAAGCAACGGCAUUGAAACAAUUAACAGUCACAGGAUGGGAACAAUAAAUACUUGGGAAACAAAUUCUUGUUUCAUAGUUUCUUCAAUUCACUAUCAGGCCAACCUAACAUGGAAGAUCGGUGUAUGA